AUGGCUUAUAAUCCUUUAUCCUUUGCACAAAAAGAUGCAAGAAAUCCUUAUGGAUCACCAGAUAUUUCAAGACUUAAGAGGAAAUAGUUCCCUUAAGCAAAUAUACACUAUGCACAUCAUGAUUCAGUCUUGCCAUCAAAAGAGCUUAUAUAAAUUUAUGAAUAGUAUGAGAAGAGGUAAAAGACUUAGCAAGUCUAGUAAUUUCCUACUCAAACUGAUGAAAAUCCAGAGCAUUUCUCAUCAGAAUACAAGAAAACAUACUAACUAGGACAACCUGAGUUUUAAGAAUAGAUGAAAUAUAUAACUCCCGGAGAAUAUGCUGGCAAAAAAACAUUUAAAGGCCCUUUAGUAAAUGUAGCUGCUGACACGAGCAAUUGGAUGGAGGAAAAUGGAAAUUACACUAGCAUUUUGGCAAAUCAAGCAUUGAACUAUUAAGAGUAAGAAAAAGAUGAUCAAAAACUUUAUUAUUAGCGCCAAAGUAUACUUCAGAGAAAUAGAUAAUCUCAGUUAAAGCAAUCUGCAGAAUAUCAAAUGAAAAAUUUAGCUGGAAGUUCAUCAAUUGAACGACCUUAUUACAAUCUUAAUUAAGAUCUUGAUAUUUCAAUUAACACUCCUCCAAAGGAAUCUUAAUAUGAGUCUAUUAUUAGAUAAAAUAAGAAUGAAAGACCAGCAGUUAAUCUUAAUUCCUAUUAUCAAAAUUAGUAUAAAGACGCCAUCAACAUGGAAAACUAAUUGGAUAUUCCUAUCUCAGUGAAUAAAAGCAUUGAUUUGCCUAAAAUUAAUGGUCAUUUGAGAAGCUCAUCUAUUUUAAAUGACUCGAGUUCAUCAAAAUAGCAAGACUCUUAGAGACCUGUUAGCAAUAUUAAUCAUAGAAAUCGAUAUGGUAGAAAUAAUUUGGCUUAACCUGAGUCAAAAAAGUAGGCUCAUUCCUCAUUAAAUCAAAUUAAUGAGCCUUAUAUUAAAAAAGAAGCAGAAAACUCAUAAGGUAGCGCAUUAUUUACUGAGCAAGAGAGAUAUUUAACAAGACUAAGAGGUUCAAUAGAAAGAUAAUCAUAACUCUAUCAAAAUUAGGCACGACUUUUGCCUACUAGUAAUUAAAGAGCUACCUCUAUUUAUAAAUUAGACUAAAUAAGCAAUACAGAUAUCGGUUUAAGCAAUAACAAUAUCAAUCGAUACAAGAGUCAGCUAAAUGGAGGAAAUAAAAGACAUAUGAAUCUUAAUCAAAGUGUAAAUGUCCAAGGUAUAUCUCAACUUAGUAACAGUUUAUUAUGA
Stylonychia lemnae is the source of this 1272-nucleotide messenger RNA. The record is from the annotation of a GenBank genome assembly. Lineage: Eukaryota; Ciliophora; Spirotrichea; Sporadotrichida; Oxytrichidae.